Messenger RNA from Marasmius oreades (fairy-ring Marasmius), 3912 nucleotides. It is a transcript of the gene RPB2, whose product is annotated as DNA-directed RNA polymerase II subunit RPB2. Gene Ontology annotation, cellular component: RNA polymerase II, core complex. The record is from RefSeq and is a predicted model, not a curated record. Gene Ontology annotation, biological process: DNA-templated transcription. The transcript has 9 exons. Bases 175 to 3849 code for a protein of 1224 amino acids. Lineage: Eukaryota; Fungi; Basidiomycota; Agaricomycetes; Agaricales; Marasmiaceae. Gene Ontology annotation, molecular function: DNA binding; DNA-directed RNA polymerase activity; ribonucleoside binding.
AACAAUCGGGACGCUUAGUCAACGUUAACUGUGGACCUUCGACUUUCUCAGUCGUUCAACGGUCAGCAACAUUUAGAUCCAGUUUCUUGGUCACCCCUUCUCUCUUUCCGACCCUCUUCCGUUCUAAAUUUGCGUCUUAAGUGCCAGCUGGCGCGUUCGGGUGAAAAAAAAAACAUGAGCGUAGAAAAUGACCUUACUCAAGACCCAUACGCUUACGAUGAACCCAAUUUCGGUUAUGAGGAUGAGGAAGGCGAAGAUCACGGGGAAAUAACGCAGGAGGACUGUUGGACUGUCAUCUCAAGUUUCUUUGACCAGAAGGGUCUUGUCCGUCAACAACUCGACUCUUUCGACGAGUUUGUUCAAAAUACUAUGCAAGAACUGGUGGAUGAGAACUCCGAUCUCAUUCUGGACCAAGCAGAACAGUACACAGGUGCAUCGAACGAAGCCACCGGCAGUCGCAGAUACGAAAUCAAAUUUGGACAAAUCUAUCUCUCAAGACCUACUGUUACUGAAGCAGAUGGGCUUGUCGUACCGGUCUUCCCGCAGGAGGCAAGGUUACGCAACCUGACCUAUUCGGCGCCCCUGUACAUAGAAAUGAAGAAGAGGGUGCUGACUGGCCGAGAUGACGGAGGGGAGACGGUGUGGGAGACAGAAAAUGAUAGUGGAGCAGAAGGGACGAAAGUAUGGAUAGGCAAGGUACCGAUCAUGCUGCGUUCCACUUUCUGCAUCCUCCGAGGUCUUCAGGACCAUGACCUUUAUGACCUGAACGAGUGUCCAUACGAUUCUGGAGGAUACUUCAUCAUCAACGGUUCCGAAAAAGUCCUCAUUGCACAGGAGCGUAUGGCUACAAAUCAUGUAUACGUAUUUGCCAAAGCACAACCCUCUCCCAUCAACUUUCUAGCAGAAAUUCGUAGCGCGGUUGAGAAGGGUGGAAAAACUAUCAGUCAGUUUCAGGUCAAAAUGUUCCACCGGAACCAAGAGCGUUCCCUUGGAAAUGUCAUGAAAGCCACAAUACCUUAUAUCAAAGUCGAUAUUCCCAUCUGGGUCGUGUUUCGUGCCCUCGGGGUCAUCUCUGACAGGGAUAUUCUCGAGCACAUAUGCUAUGAUAUGCAGGAUGUCCAAAUGCUGGAGAUGUUGAAACCUUGCAUAGAUGACGGAUUCGUCAUUCAAGAUCGUGAAGUCGCGUUGGAUUUCAUCGGUAAUCGUGGUACCACGACCGGUCUUUCACGAGAAAGACGUAUCCGUUACGCACAGGAGAUCCUGCAAAAGGAGAUGUUGCCGCACGUAUCGAUGGCAGAGGGUUCUGAAUCCAAGAAGGCCUAUUUCUUCGGAUACAUGAUCCAUCGAUUACUUCUCGCAGCCUUGGAAAGACGUGAACUUGAUGACCGUGACCAUUUUGGUAAGAAGCGUUUGGACCUUGCAGGACCUCUAUUGGCCAACCUGUUCCGGAUGCUGUUCCGAAAGUUGACCAAGGACGUGUAUCGUUACAUGCAAAAGUGUGUGGAAACGCACAAGGAGUUCAACCUGGCGCUCGCCGUCAAACACCAGACUAUCACGAACGGACUCAAGUAUUCUCUUGCCACUGGCAAUUGGGGUGACCAGAAGAAAUCCAUGUCUUCAAAGGCAGGAGUGUCACAAGUGCUCAAUCGUUACACUUAUGCGUCUACAUUGUCCCAUUUGCGUCGGUGUAAUACUCCUCUUGGUCGUGAAGGAAAGAUCGCCAAGCCACGUCAGCUACACAAUACUCAUUGGGGAAUGGUCUGCCCUGCAGAGACACCCGAAGGGCAGGCCUGUGGGCUGGUCAAGAAUCUCGCUCUUAUGUCCUGCAUCUCCGUUGGGUCUUACUCUGCACCCGUCAUCGAGUUUUUGGAGGAGUGGGGGUUGGAAUCGCUGGAAGAGAACGCACACUCGAGCACGCCGUGUACGAAGGUGUUCGUGAAUGGUGUAUGGAUGGGUGUGCAUCGUGAUCCAGCGAACCUGGUCAAAACGAUCAAGAAACUUCGGAGAAAGGAUGAUAUCAGCCCUGAAGUUUCUGUAGUUCGAGACAUCCGAGAAAGAGAACUGCGGCUGUAUACUGAUGCGGGUCGGGUUUGCCGACCUUUGUUCAUCGUGGAAAACCAGCAACUCUUACUCCAGAAGAAACACGUCAGGUGGCUCACCAACGGUCAAAACGAUGAAGGAUCCGAGUAUAAGUGGGAGCACCUUGUGAAAGGAGGUAUUGUGGAGUUGCUGGAUGCUGAGGAAGAAGAGACUGUCAUGAUUUCGAUGACACCCGAGGACCUCGAGAACUCGCGGCUUCAACAGCAGGGCAUCGAUCCUCACGCAAACGACGGUGACUUCGAUCCUGCUGCUCGUUUGAAGGCAGGCAUAAACGCUCAUACUUGGACCCACUGCGAGAUUCAUCCUAGCAUGAUUCUUGGAAUCUGUGCGAGUAUAAUUCCUUUCCCAGAUCAUAAUCAGUCUCCUCGUAACACCUACCAGUCCGCGAUGGGGAAACAAGCUAUGGGAAUUUUCCUUACGAACUUCCUCAUCCGCAUGGAUACGAUGGCAAAUAUCCUUUAUUAUCCUCAGAAGCCUCUUGCUACGACUCGUUCCAUGGAGUAUUUGAAAUUCCGAGAACUACCCGCAGGGCAAAACGCCAUCGUCGCCAUUCUUUGUUAUAGUGGAUAUAACCAGGAAGAUUCGGUCAUCAUGAACCAAAGUUCUAUCGACCGUGGACUUUUCCGAAGCAUCUAUUAUCGAAGUUACAUGGAUCUUGAGAAAAAGAGCGGUGUUCAGCAGCUGGAAGAGUUCGAAAGACCUUCACGAGAGAACACGCUACGAAUGAAGCACGGAACAUAUGAUAAACUCGAAGAUGAUGGGCUGAUCGCUCCUGGGACUGGCGUUCGUGGAGAAGAUAUUAUUAUUGGAAAGACAGCUCCGAUUCCUCCCGACAGCGAAGAGUUGGGCCAGCGUACUCGUACGCACACGCGGAGAGACGUUUCGACACCACUCAAGAGCACAGAGAGUGGUAUCGUUGACCAAGUGCUCAUCACUACAAAUUCCGAAGGACAGAAGUUCGUUAAAGUCCGUGUUAGGGCUACGCGUAUUCCUCAGAUCGGCGAUAAGUUUGCUUCUCGACACGGACAGAAGGGUACAAUCGGUAUCACUUACAGACAGGAAGACAUGCCUUUCACAGCAGAAGGUAUCACCCCUGAUCUAAUUAUCAAUCCUCACGCCAUUCCAUCUCGUAUGACUAUUGGUCACUUGGUGGAGUGCCUGUUGUCGAAGGUAGCCACCUUGAUCGGUAACGAAGGUGACGCGACGCCCUUCACUGAUCUAACUGUAGAGUCGGUCUCUAUGUUCCUGCGACAGAAGGGGUACCAAUCUCGUGGUUUAGAGGUCAUGUAUCACGGACACACUGGUCGAAAGCUGCAAGCACAAGUCUAUCUCGGCCCUACCUACUAUCAGCGCUUGAAGCACAUGGUGGAUGACAAGAUACACUCUCGAGCCAGAGGGCCUGUGCAAAUCUUGACGCGACAGCCUGUAGAAGGUCGUAGUCGUGAUGGCGGACUUCGUUUCGGGGAGAUGGAGCGUGACUGCAUGAUUUCGCACGGUAUCGCUGGCUUCCUCAAGGAACGAUUAUUUGAAGCUAGCGAUGCCUACCGCUUACAUGUUUGUGACAUAUGUGGGCUGACCGCGAUCGCAAACUUAAAAAAACAAAAUUUCGAGUGCCGUGCUUGCAAGAACAAGACAGCUGUUUCUCAGUUGUAUAUUCCAUAUGCUGCUAAACUGCUGUUCCAGGAGUUGCAAAGCAUGAAUAUAGCUGCUCGGUUGUAUACAGUUUCCUCUGGGCGGAUACGAGAUUGAAUGUGGUAAUAUCUAGGUAUUAGAUGUAUAAUACAUUCGAACUAAGGUAAAACUACCCGAUCC